Messenger RNA from Tetrahymena thermophila SB210, 4989 nucleotides. RefSeq names its product IQ calmodulin-binding motif protein. The record is from RefSeq and is a predicted model, not a curated record. The transcript is spliced from 11 exons. Gene Ontology annotation, molecular function: protein binding. Lineage: Eukaryota; Ciliophora; Oligohymenophorea; Hymenostomatida; Tetrahymenidae.
AUGGAAAAACAGAACUCGCUUAGGCUAUAUGAUAGCUCUAAACUCAAAGAAUAAAUUAAUUUAUAUAAUAUUUAUGAUAGCUAGUCUUUCAAAUAAUCUAAUUCAUUAUAAAAUGAACAGUUCAGAUACGAGUAGGAAAAAAAAAGAGUGGAAAAUGGCUUAAAAUAAUUGCUUGAAGUUGAAUAUGACGAUUAAACUGAUUACCCAUUAGGUAUGACUGCAAAAUCAGAUUAUCUAAAAAUGAACAAUAAUGCAUCUUAAACCACAUCAAGAAGUUUUCUUCACUUUAAACCACCUCUUUCUACAAAAGGGGGAAAGAAACAAAAAUUCUUCUUUACUAGCAAUAACAAUCCAGAUAAGAGCGAAAGCGUUAUUAAUAAGACGAUCUGCAAUAAUAGUAAAGAGAAUAUUAGCAUAAAUUAGACACUGCAUUCAAAUAAAAGUUUAAUCAUUGAAAAGAAACAUAUUAGAUAAUCGUCAGUAGGAGCUAUUUCAGAUUUGAAUACUACUAAUAAUAGCAAUUAAAACAGCAGCUUUCGUCUAGUUAAAAAGCAAAGCUUUUCAUAGCUUGAAACUUUAGAGUAGAUGAAGUAGAAGAAGAGCACUGAAUAUAUUUAUAAUAAAAUGGGUUUAAAUAAUCAGGCAAUAGCUGAAAAAAUAUAAAGCAAAAUAAUAAAGUAUUCACCAAAUAUUAAAGUUUUAAAUCAAAAUAAUAUGCCUAUGUUUUUUAACAAAGAGAAUACAAGCGAUUAUCGCUAUGAAUAAUUCCUUAAUUAUGAAGACAGUGAAGAAAAUAGUUUGUGUAAUACUAAUAAUAAAUUAAACAUAGCCAACUAUGACCUCAGGUCUGGAGGAGAAGAUAAUGAUUAAGAUGAUGAAAGCAAAUUACUUUCUCUAAAUUUUACACUUUCAGAUGCUAAGAGUUAGUUUUUGGUUUUAUCUCAUAACAAAAAAUAGCAGCAAAUAAUUCAAGAUCAAAUUUUAUAAAAAUAAACUCUAUUCGCAACUAAAAUUCAAAAGAAUAUAAGAAGAUAUAUUUAAUAAAAUAAAUAUUAAAAAUAAAAAAAGGCUGUUAUAUUGAUUUAAAGAUACUAUAGAAAAAUGAGAUAAGUUUAAGAAAAAAAAAUCAAAGAUCAUCUAUUUGUAUUGAGCGGAUAGUAAAAAAGAGUAUUAAAAGAGUUAGAAAAUUUGAAUUCGGUAGAAACUCAACUUAAUAAUAUAUAUAAAAAUAAUAAGCGUGUUUAAAAAUUUAUCAAAAAGAAUCAAUCUAGAGUUUUUGAAUAAUUUAGCGCAUAUUUUUCAAAAUAAUAAUAAUAAACGACUAGUAGCUAAACCCAAACUGAUUUCAUUCAAACUAACAUUUAAAAUAAAAUAAGUUAAAUUAAUAGCUAGAUCUCUUGUUUACAAACCUACUAAAUACCAAAGUCAAUCAUAUGUUAAUUAUAAAAUAAAAUUACAGAGUUAUCUCUAGAUUUUAGCAUGUCAACAAUUCAUGCUAACAUAGAUAUUGAUUAAAUAACUUAGCAAAAAGAAAAUAUUUAAAACUCAAACCACUAUUCUAUUAAAAAGAAAGAUUAGAUAGAACAAAAAGGGUCUUAAUCAAGCUUCGUUGCAAAUUCUACUUCACAUCACUUCACUCCUUAUAAUCACGCUAGCAACAACGAAGGUUAUCUUACAACUCAAGAAUCAGAAAACUAAACAGAGAGAAUAAUCAAUGAAAAUUGCAGAUGCUCAUCUUAAAAGAUUAUUCAAAGACUCAGAGAUGAACUGAGAUAAAAAAUUGAAUACGACAGCCUAAAAGAAACAAAUACUUAUAAAGAACUCUUAUACAUUUAGGAUGAACUACAUAAGUCUAAUUUAUAGCAUAAAUCUCUAAUGGUUUAAAUUAGUGAAGCCCUAAAGAAAUUCGAAAUCAAAAUAAUCUCAGACUUAACAAGCAGUAAUUAAGAAAAUUUUGAAUUAAUCAAGGACCUAUAACAAAUAAAUGCUUUUAUUCAAGAUUCAAUAAUGUUUUGUUCACCAUAAACUGUAAAAAGAAGAUAAUUUUAUGGAGUAAUAAGUUCUAAUGAUUCUUCAUCUGGCAUUUCAAAUAAAGCUAUGCCUCAAAAUAAACCUUAUGAAUCAAGAAAACUGGUUUUUGAUUCUGCAGGUAGCGAUAGAUAAUUUUUAGAUUACAAGUUUAAAAAAUACAAAAAGGAAAGCAGGUUUUAUGGUGUUAGUAAAUUAUGUGUUUAUGAAAAUAAAAUCUAAAAAAACUAGCUAUUAAGUAAUUAGCAUACAUUUAAUUAAAUAGCUAAAUAGAUUAUGAAUUCUCGUUCUAACUCUCUUAGUAAAAUCGGUAAUGCUACUCUAAAGAAAGAAAGCAUAUCCUUUAUUAUCCUUAAUAUUGAUGCAAAAUUCUAAGAAAGCUAGGUUUAAAUUAUAGUCAAAUGCUAGCAGGAUAUUUACUUCAUUGGCUUAAAUCAACCAUUUACUUUUGAUAAUGAAAGUAAGCUACAAAUAUAAGUUGUAAUGAACAAUAAAUUGUUUGGAAGUGUCUCGUUUAAACCUAAAGUUCUGAAUAAAAUUCCUAAUAAAUCUAUUAAAUGGAUAUCAUUAUUAGAUCCAAGUGAUGAUUUUUAUGAUGGCGAUUUUAAUGAUGAUGACAUUGAAGGUCCAAGAGUACUGAUUCAAUUUAAUAGAUAGUUAAAGUAAGAAGAAAAGCAUAUUUAAGAACAAUAGAAUAAUACUUAGAGGUUUAUAGAAAAAACAAAUGAAUAAUCUGGAGUGUUUACAAACAGAAGUUCUAUUUUAAAGGAAAUAAAUGGAGAACUUAAAUCAAAUAGAACAUCUCACAGAGAAUCUUAAAAUUGUAUUUAUAGCUAACAAAAUCUAAAGAAUGUAUAUAAAUAAGGCUUUAAUAUGAAGCUGAUUAAUGAAGAUUUAUGUGAACAAAUAACCAACAAAGAAGAAUUUAUCAAAAAAAUGAAUGAAUAGGUUAGAUUUUACAAAGUCAAAUUAGAAUUUAAGGAAAAAGAAAAUGAAGUCCUUUCUUAAAAUAUUUAGAAAGUCUAAGCUUAAUGUAACAGUUUACAAAUGUUGAUCUAGUAAGACAGAAUUUAGAAAGAAUCACUUGAAAUAUCUCUAAAAAAUGCAGAAAGUAAAAUACAAAAGCUUACAGACUAUCUUAUUGAUCUAAAGGAAAAGCAUUAAAAAACAUAGUUAGAGAACGAAUAACAAAAAUAAAAAUUAAAAGAAUUUGAAGAAAAAUAAAAUUAAGAUGAAGAAAAUGGAUAUUAUAAGGAAUAGUUGGAAAAGAAAAAGUUGAUUAUAGAAAAUUUGAGAUAAUAAAUAUAAGAAUUUUAAGAUAGUGAUAAUAUAAAAGAAAACUAAAUUCAUAACCUGGAGAAAGAAUUAUGUGAUUUUAAGAAUAAAAUAUAAGAGUAAAAUGUAGUUUAAAUCAAAAACUUAGAUGAUGAAAAAAGCUAAAAAAUAGAGUAGUUGAUUGAAGAAGUUAAUUCAUAAAAAAACCAAGUAGAUUCUCUUUUAGAAUAAGUUAAAGAAGUGCUCGAGUAGCAGAGCAAUUUAAAAAAAGAAAUUGAAGAGAAAAAUAAUUCACUAAGUCUAAAAGAAUAAAAAGAACUUUAAAUGAUAGAGGAUAUAGAUAAAUUAAAGCAAGAGAUAAAUGAUUAAUGUUAAAUGAUCUAAGAAUAGAGUUAGCACAUUAAAAACUAAGCAAAAUAAAUAAAUGAAUAAAACCAUCUAAUUCUCAAAUUCAAAUAAACCUAAGAAUAAUAAAAAGAAAAAACAGAUAGAGAGGCUGCUUAUAGAAAUUAAUUGGAUAAUGAAAAUAAAAAAUUAACUCAGAUAUUCUUAGAUUAAAAAUAAAAGUAUGCCGAAUGUCAAGUAGAAAAUAAAAAAAUACUAGAAAAUUUAGAGUAAAAAGAAAAGAAAAUAAACUAAUUAUCAGAAGAAAAUCAUUUUUAAUAAUAAGAAAUAUCAAAAUUGCUGUAAUAAAACAAGGAGUAUUAAGGAAAUCACAUUCAAUAAUAAUUGUAUAUGAAUGAAUAAUCAUAAUAGUUUUGGUAAAAAAUUCCUAUAAAAAUUGCAGAUCUUGAGAAAGACAUUGCUGAAUAUAAUUAAAAACACCAUAUAAAUCUUCCUUUCUAAUCAUAAAGCUAUGUUCAAUAAAAUACACAUUAGGUUGAAACUCCAACAAUUGGUUUAGCUACAAAUUAACAAGAAGAAUCUUAGAAAACUGAUUAAUACUUGAUGAUCAGCGGAAAUACAAAUUAAUAUUAUCAAUCUUAAACAGUUACUCCAUUUUUAUAAUUAAUGAAUAGCAAUAAUGAAAAUUAAAAAUAAAGAAAUAUGGAAGAAAUGAACUUACCAGUUUAAGUAAAUAAUUAUAAUUAAACCAUAAAAAACUAAGCAAAUAAUAAACCAAUGACUCAUUCUCCUUUUAAUGGUUUAUACUUCUGUGAAGAAUCUUUCAAUUUAAAUAAUUAAAAUGAGAGUCAGUAGUAGCUUUAGAUAAACAAACCAAUAUUUAAUUCAUAAAAAAAUGAUAAUGGCUUUAAAAAAUAACUUUGUAUUAGUUUCAAUAAUAAAUCUAUUGAAUAGCCAACUGAGUCUUCAAAAAAUGAACAUAUUGUUAAAAAUGACAUUUUAAUUUCAGAGCUUAAAAAUAAAAGAUAAUAAUUUAGAGCUUUAAAUUCUAAUUUGAAUUUGUCAUCACCACUUAUAAAAUAGAACUAUUAGGCUAAUAAAGCUAUUUCUUAGCAAAAUAAAGUUGAGUUAUUAAAGGUUUAAAAUAGUUUAAAUGAUAAAUGUUUUCCUUAACUCUUAAAUGAAACCCAAUAAAUUUAAUAACAAAAUUGCUCAGGAGCUAAAACAAAAAGAAGUUUGAGUAUAAAUUAACUCUCUGAUGCAAAGAAUAAAAAAUCUCCUUGCUCUUCAAGUCAAAGAAGGAAUAGUACUAACAUAGAUACAAAAAGAUGGAAAAUAUGA